CAUUCAAUUGAGUGCUCUUGCAAAGAUCAAAUCGCAAAAUGAAUAAUAAUCAAGUUGAAGAGAACGAAACUCUACGAUCACAAGCUGUUGAACAAUUUAGGGAGUGGAUCCAGAAACAUCCAAAAAUUAAGAAAUGCCGAACAGAUGAAAAGUUCCUUUUGAGAUUUCUCAGGACAAAGAAAUUCUCCAUUCCCGAUGCAUGUCAACUUUUGGAGAAUUAUUUGAGCUCACGCAAAACUUUGCCGCAUCUCUUUGAGAAUUUCAACGUUGAGAAUGCUGAGAUGAAAUAUUUCCUGGAAAAUCAGUGCAUGUAUGUCCUUCCAGAGGUUGACAAGAAAGGACGUACAGUGAUGUUUGCUGAUCUUGGGAAUUUCGAUGGAAAUAUUUGCACUGCAAAGGAUUGCUUAAGAUACGCCAAUUUGGGCUUUGAGUAUUUAAGUCUCGAUGAGAGAUCGCAAUUAAAUGGUGUCGUCACUGUGACCGAUUGUGCGAGAAUAUCAGUGCCAUUUGCAGCUCUUUGGACUCCAACAUAUCUCAAAGACUUUGUUCACUGUUGGCAAAAGACAUAUCCUUUGCGAUUUCAAUUGAUGUAUUACGUCAAUCUACCACCUUUCGUUAACACAAUUUUCAUGAUCUUCAAGUCAUUUCUAAGCGAAAAAAUGAAAAGUCGUCUAAAGGUGGUAAAGAACUAUGAUGAAAUUUCGCAAGAGAUAGGCAUAGAUAUUCUGCCCAAAGAAUUUGGAGGGAAAGUUCCAGCACGUGAUCAUGCGAAAGACUACGAAAAGCGCCUCAUCGUAGCUCAAGAAGAAAUUCUUGCUAUCAAUGACUUAGAUAUUGAAGUUUCAAAAAGCUCCGUUAACUUCGGAAAUUGCUACGAUGCUGACUUGGAUACAGCGAUUGUUGGGAGUUUCCGUAAAAUUCAAGUUGAUUAAGUGAUUCAUUCGCCCAAAAGUAUGUUGAUUCGUAAACGUUUAAAAGCACAUUAAAAGCUCUAAAAUUAUGAAAAAUAUCAUAAUCGAAUAAACAAACAAAUAAUUUAGUAUUAAUAACAAUAUUAUGGGUUUUUAUUAAGAGGAAAUUUUAAUAUUUUUUUUAGAAUUGAAAAUACUUUGCCGAAUCGAAUUUGAUCGAAAUUUCUAUUACUCAUUCGUGGUAGUUUCCAAAUUUAUGAAAUCUCAACAACAAGUGAAACGAACUAAUUAUCAUACCAUAUCAAUGAGCACAAAGGAUGUCUGUCACUCAAUUUCGCAUGGUUUAUUUUUUUAUUAUUUAUGAUUCACAGACAGCUUCCGGAAUUGAAAUAUAUAGAGAUAAAAUGCAAAAUUUGCUGCGUAGUGAGGUAGCAACUUCAUACAUAGUACAUUUUUUUUAUCAAAAAAUCUAUUUCGAUAAGAAGCACGAGUGGAUAGAGGCAAAAUGAAGAAAAUGAAGCGUUUUUGGGCAAAUUCACGAGACAUUUUUGAAACAUGAUGCGAUAAUUUGCUUAAGAGCGAAUGUAUCGAUAAUCACUUUUCCUCCAUAACACGUGAUUUAUUUUCGUGUUAAUGUGUAGCACACAAGUGUUGGGUAAAAUUUUAUCAAAUGACAUGGGAUUAGAGUUGGGGAUUUGUUCUUAGUGACUACCACACGGUGUAUAAUGCGAAAGCUUCCAUUUAUCAUAUGUGCUAAAUUUACGAAAUAUUCGGGAUGAGUUUUAGCAAAAAUUCUGAUAUGAAUACGUGCGUUUAAUGACGUACAUAUUUCUCCUUACAUCUAUAAUAAUAAUAAAUCAUUAGCAUAUUUCAGAUUGCGAAUGACACAGUGAGCAAUCGUGCAGAAAUACAUUUUAUAUUAGGUGUCUAAAUUUGUACCUCUUGAAUUUUAUU
Molecule: messenger RNA, 1865 nt
Organism: Lutzomyia longipalpis
Lineage: Eukaryota; Metazoa; Arthropoda; Insecta; Diptera; Psychodidae
Product: clavesin-1-like
Exons: 2
Coding region: 39-932 (297 amino acids)
Cellular component (GO): membrane
Molecular function (GO): phosphatidylinositol bisphosphate binding
Source: RefSeq, a predicted model, not a curated record